This is a messenger RNA of Manis pentadactyla (Chinese pangolin), 1674 nucleotides long. It is a transcript of the gene OXCT2, whose product is annotated as 3-oxoacid CoA-transferase 2. Gene Ontology annotation, molecular function: succinyl-CoA:3-oxo-acid CoA-transferase activity. Gene Ontology annotation, cellular component: mitochondrion. The record is from RefSeq and is a predicted model, not a curated record. Lineage: Eukaryota; Metazoa; Chordata; Mammalia; Pholidota; Manidae.
AUGUGUGGUGUGGCCAGCAGCGCUCGGGCCGCGCCAGGUCCUACAGAGACACGGGUGGAGGCCGGGCGCUGCUCGAGGCCCACGCGAAGACCCCGGCCGCGGUCAGCAGCUGCGUCCGCCCGUUCGCGGGGCAGAUCCCGCUGUGUGAGCCCAGGGCUCGGCGGGCGGCCUGGACCUGGAGCCGACGCCCCACGGCACCGUGGCCGAGCACAUCUGCGCAGGCGGAGCCGGGUGCCCGCCUUCUGCACCCCAAGGCCUAGGGACCCUGGUCCGGGAAGGGGGUGCGCCCGUCAGCCCCUACGAGGACGGCACAUCGCCAUCGGGAGUCAGCUCUGGAGAUCGACUGGAGGCCGACCUGCGCGGCACCUCACCUUCAGGCGAAGCCCCAGAAUUUCAGCGCGUCUGUGUGCACCGCUGCAGAAACCCCGUCGUGGCGGCUGCAGAAACCUCGUGGUGGUGGCUGCAGGAAUCGUGGGUGUGGGCUUGUUUGCUCCGGAAGAUAUCCACGUGCCUAACAUUUAUGUAGACCCACUAGUACAGGGGAAAUAUGAGGAAAGAAUUGAGUGCUUAACUCUCUGGAAAGAGGGAGGUGGACAAGCCAAGCCUGCAGGUGAUAGGGUACGCCUCACCCAACGGGCAGCCCUUGAAUUUGAGGAUGGCAUGUAUGCUCAUUUGGGCAUCAGAAUCCCUCUUCUGGCCAGCAACUACAUCAGCCCAAAUGAUUUUCAUCUUCACAGUGAAAAUGGGAUCCUAGGCUUGGGUCCAUUCCCAUUAAAAGAUAAGGUGGACGCAGAUCUCAUCAAUGCAGGCAAGCAGAGAGUCAGCGUUCUUCCUAAUGGCUGUUUUGUCUCCAGUGAUGAUUUAUUCAACAUGAUUCGAGGGGGACGCAUGUACCUGAUGCUUGGAGCCAUACGGGUUUCCAAAUACGGACACCUGGCCGACUAGAUGAUACCCAAGAGAAGGUGAAAGGCUGGUGUGUGGGUGAUGGUAUCCAGCACCAAGACCAGGAUGGUGGUCACCACGGAGCACAGCACCAAGGGCCAACCCCCAAUUCUGGAGAAAUGCAUGAUGCCACUGAUGGAAUUGGUGCGCAACAGCAUCACCACCGAGGAGGCCGUGUCUGACGUGCACAGGAAGCAAGGACUGACCAUGGAGGACAUCGAAAAGAGCACUGGGUGUGGCCUCACCAUCCCCCCCUGAUCCAGACCCAUGCAGCAGAUCACAGCCAGACUCGGGGAGAAAACCUUGCUCACAGAGGGUGUGCUCAUUUCAACUUCAUAGGAUUUCAUCCAUACGAAGUCGGAGUCACAUUUAUAUAUUUCACGAGCAAUUUGCUCAGUUUCUUCUGGCAUCUCAGACAUGCUACCAUUGGAGAGACCUUGUCUUCUCAGGAGAGACAUGAAUGAAAAACCAAAGGAAAACCUGGGCAUCGGUCUUGUACAUGCUGUGCGUACUGAGAACAGUCUGCCAUCACUGAGGAUGCUGGAUGCCCCCUCUGGCUGUUAUUUCCAGUAAAUUCUGUGCAGCUUGAGAUGAUCCCGUUGGAGGGAUUUCAGUGAAGUGCCUUCCUCAGGAAUCAUGAAACAUAGGGAAAAAUGAUGAGAGAGGGAAUGACUCUGCCCAGACCCUCCCCCAUUUUACAAGGACCAUGAAAAACAGUCAAAUGUAAAUGUG